GCAGAGUCGGUCGCGUUCUGUUCGGUGUGUCGCUCGUUGUUCGGUCUGAAAGUGUUCGAGGUGGUUUUCAGGGGACAGGUCAUUGGUGAGAAAAGCUGGGUUGCGCGGCAAUCGAUGGUCCACGAUGACGUCGAAUGGUUGUCAUCAGUAAAACUACUAAGGGAAGGAAUAGCAGCCGUCGUGUGUGGUGCUGUUUGGCGCAAAGGAUCAUACUUGUGGCCAGAAGUUGAAGCAUCGGUUCGUGUGAAUGAGCGAGAGUCGAAGAGAACUGAACCGACGCGGAGGAAAAACCGUGAGAAUUCCGAGAGAAGCAACUCGGCUGUCGAUGGUCCAGAGGACGCUGUGAAGUGCGAGUGAGUUUCUUCAAUGGAUACAGCAGCAGCAGCAGCAGCAGUGUCUCCUGCCAAAGGGUGAGAAGUGUUCCCUGGAAGAAUAAAAAUUGUAUAGAGUGUAUUCUGUUGAGGUUUCACUUCUCACAAGUGUUGUGCUGUGUGUGAUCCAGAGUCAUGGACACGGGAAGAUUUACUGCCCCUUUGUGGAUUUCAUUUUCCGGAAAGGAAAAAUAACGUGCUGAACGCGAGAUUGGCGGUGGAAAAUCGAAGAAAAGAAUUUGAUGACAGUUACCUGCUGAAGAGAUUGAGUGUGAGGAUCCCUGCAACAUUAAAAGUUCUUCGUGUAGUGUCAGCUUAAGAUUCGCACGGAUCGUCGGAGCAAAUACAUUUACGGAACUACAAGAGCAGCACAACUGUGUUCGGAUGAAAUAGAAGUAAUAACAGUGGAAAUCUGAUAGUUUUAAAUCGUUACAAAUAGUUGAAGUUGCAGUAAAAUUGGUGUUGAAAUGAUAGUUUAUUAAAUCAAUCAAGCGAUAGUCCAGUUCGUUCGUGUAGCAUAUUUUACGGGAUCACCAUUGAUAUUAAUAUCUAAAUAACGAACAGAAUAAAUAGUCUCGAUUAGAGUGUUACAAUCAAAUGCGUUCAGUUGGUACACAAAAUCAGCAUCAGUAAAAUUAUCCACUGCCUAUCUGUUAAAACGUAAGCACAUUGCAAUAUUUAUCAAGUGUUCAACGGUGAAGUAUAGUGAAGUUUUUCCUGCGAAUCACCAAAGGAUGAAAAGCCGGCAUCGAGCAAUCAAAGCUUCCAUUUAAAAAUGUUCAAUUAAAUCCGAAGUAAACACAGGCAGAAUAAACCGAACGGAGCAAAAUCACCGCAACACUGGUUGAGUUGUACAACGAACUUUGACAGUUACCAGACCGAUCCCGGCAAACAUCAACGCCAACAAUAGCGAAUUCCAUUGCCUCAGCAGAUUCCUCUGAUCUCGAUGGCCUAACAGCGGCACUUUUACCGACCACCACUCCCACCACCAUCACAGCAGACAGCAGCAGCUUGAGCGGAAGCGGGAGCAGCAGUAGGACCACAGCGACAUUUCGGAAGCGCUUCCAGCGAAUGGGUAGCUUCCAUCGACAUCGCCACAAAAAGCAACCGACCGACGCACUCGACGUGGAAAAGGCUACUUUCCCCACAGGACUCCCCGCCGCCCGAGGUACUGACACAAACACAAUGCACGACGGCGGUUCGGCGGAAAGUGUAGCAAAUCGUCUGUUGUGUCCCUCCGCUGCUGGGAAUCGCUCGCGUGCGCUCGGAAAUGACGAUGGUGACAGCAGUCAGCGGCAAACGCAGCACAAUCAUCAACAUCAUCAACACCACUGCCACCCCCGAGAUUUACUCGAAAUAAGCAUCACUGCCAACCCUCGGACGCCCGGACGCCGCGGUGGGCUGUUGACGAGGUACGGAAGCACCGUACGGCGGAAUCUACUACGUCAUCUGGCAACCUACAGCCACUGGCAUCGAACCGGUUGCAGUCGGUCGAGCAUUGCUCUAGUUUCAGUGGUGCUGCUGCUGCUGCUGCCCUUCUCCGGCUGCUCGUCAUCCGCAAUGGGAACUGCAAUCGCGGCGAAUUCAGGUCAACAAAAAGGUGGCAGUCAGGCGCAGGGGCUGGAACCAGGACCGGGUCCGGUAGCGAUGGCGGCGACACAAAAACAGCAACACCAUCAGUGUGCAAUAUCGGAACACACGUGCAACAACGGACGAUGUGUGCCGCUUAACAAAUAUUGCAAUAAUGUAAAUGACUGCGGGGACGGAAGCGAUGAGCCACGGUUCUGCACGAGAUGCAAUCGAACCUACUACGGCAACAUAGGACUGACAUACGAUUUGGAGCUUCACCGGCCCAAGGAGGAUCGGAUUCCCUACACAUGUAUCCUGACGUUCACUGCAGCCGGCGGAAAUCAGGGGGAUAUCGUUCAGGUCACGUUGGACAGUUUCACUCUGGGUAAGUUUGCAUCCUAUACGGUGAAUGGCUGCCCCGAUGGUUACCUCCAAGUGGCAGAAGCCGCUCGCACCCCCGUCGGUGGCAUGUGGUGCGGGACAACGUGGGGACCGGCAAUCUUCUACAGCGAGACCCGAUCGCUCAUAAUGACCGUAAAAUUGCUCAAAUUAUCGCGGGAUCAAAGUGGCUACAAUUUCGACUUUCGGAUACACUACAAAAUGCUCUCGCGGGACAGUGCCGUGGUGCGAUACGGUGCCAUCAAGCACGAGCACAUCCCUCCCUGGACCAACGUCAGUUACAUCCCCAAUUAUCCGAUAAUUGACGAUUUCACCAACUCAACGGCCCACUCGGAGCAACAGUAUGGCACAUACGAUGGGACCCGUCAGCGAGGAACGGUCGAACUGAGCUUCGACAACUCAACCCGAAGGACACUAUCGACGUCAUUCGGCAGUAGCAGCACUUCCAGCGGCAGUGCCACCGGGUCCUUCGGCUCAAAUCGAGAACGACCGUAUUCAAUUAGGAACCUUACAACUCUUGCCUUCCCGUCAGCCGGUGGUCAGUCGGAGGAGGGCUAUGCCGAGCCAAAGUACUACCUAGGUGACCUAAUGCCGGGCACUUACUGCUCGAGGAUUUUCACCAAUUGCGACAGAAAGCCAUGCCGACUGCAAUCGCCCAAUUUUCCAGGGGUCUAUCCACGGAAUCUGACGUGCUACUUCGCCGUAAGACAGCACGACGUGCCGCCGGGUAAGCAUGCAUUCAUCGUAAUCAGCCAACCCAAGGGUAAUCUGGUGUGGAUCUCAACGGAAGCAUCGGCCGCCAAGGCGAGCAGCACCAGCAGCGAUAAGGAAAAGUACAAACCACAGUUGCACACCUGGAACGAGUGCGAUAGCGUGCAGGACAGUACGAAUCCGAAGUGGAAAUCCACGGAUUACAUAACCGUAUACGAUGGCUAUACGACCCGGGAUCCGAUAAUGCUGAAACUGUGCGGUGGAGGCGAAGCCAUCCCUCCUUCCAUCUCCAGCGGACCGGAACUGCUGGUCGAAUUCACAACAUCUCCGUUUGGAACGUUUAGCAGUCCAGAAACAAGCUCUCAUUCGCUGCAUGGAUUUCAGUUGGAGGUCUCGGUGAAGUUCGUCGACCUCCAAAGCCCCACGUACGCGAAAAGCAAACGCAUCUGCGAAUUCUGGCUCCGAGGUACCGGUCACGGGGUCCUGCAGAAUCCCCAGCACUCGUUAGCCCCGAACACCACCUGUCUCUAUCACUUGCAAGGCACCGAAGCGCGCUCGAUCGACGCCAUAAACAUCCCGCGACGGUCCGGAGCACUGUCGACAUCGCCAACGCGGUUUAAGGUGUGGAUUUCGGUUAUGAAGUUCGAGUUGGCACCCGUGUUUGGGGCAACCGAGUCACAGCUGCUUCAGUUCCAGGCGAAGGAGGAUUGCAGCGGGAUGCUGCGGAUAUGGGAUGGUCCGCUGAGGGAGAUCCCGGCGUGCAAAGAUAUUGACUGCAUGACAAUCGACAAAGAUGGUCACCAGCGGCCGACGAUUCGGUUUGGCCAGAACAGUACCAACGUGAUAGCGCGCUUUUGCCGCGGAACUGUCCCCCGCUCGUGUGACCAUGGGAUGCUAAACGUGACCGGCUCCAGACCUUGCACAUUGACGGAGAGUUUCGUGUCGAGCGGUGACUUCGUGACGCUGGAGUUGAAGACGACAGAUUCGACGGUGUUGAGACCGCUGCAGUUUGCGUUGAAGUACGAAUUCGUGGACUUCCUUCAGGAUGGCUUACCCAUCGGUCGAGAGAACGAAUGCAAUCGACGGUUCUCGAGUAGUUUGUUGGAGAAAAAGGGACCUCACUCGGUGCGAAGCGUGCGGAAUAUUUUUCUGUUCGGACGGGGAGGUGCGAAGCACUUGCACUGUAUUUACCGCUUCGAAGCCCAGCGUGGAGAACGAAUUCGUGUGGAAAUCGUACAAGCCAUGACCGGUAACCGGACGUGUGAUUCCCGCGUUGAUCCAGACAUCGGACGGUCGUACUGCUUCGGUAACCACAGCGCGAGGAUCGAGAUAUUUGAACGACCCUGGCACGAGUCGAUCGUGUUUCCGCGUGGCUGCAUCUGUAAUUCGACCAAUAAAUCCUUCUUGCCGAUUGUGUUCACGUCGACUGGGAGGGAGGUGGAGAUUCACUUCGUCGCUGACAAUAUGACCAGUGAGGAUGAUCCGGACACGUUGAACUUUGAGGCAACGUUCGAGUUUGUCAAGGGACCAAUGAUGUGUAAGGAUGUGAGGCGCAAAAAUGCCAUCACCGGAGUUGUGAACCUGUCCUCUGGGGAGAUGGAAUGUCGCAAUCGGCCCUGGUUGAUUGAGCCGUCCGUCGAGAAAUAUUUGUACAUCCGACUGAGGGGACUUUUCCUGCGAAAGAUCGAUCCAUCGAUCCCGCUGCGAUACAACGCUAGCCUGAGCACGGUAACUCCAAUCCGGUGCAACACCAAGUCUCGAGUUGUGAUCACCAACAGCGAAGGGGUUUCCAUAACGGUAUGUCCGCUGCCUGACGAUACAACCCACCGACACGUUGUGGAGGUUUUCAGCGCCGGGUGGACCCAGCAUCAGCCCUAUUUCGAAUCCGAACCAUCCAGGGUGAUCUCGGUAGAGUUCCUACAGCCAGACGAUGGGACGUACUCGUUCAGUUGGCUCGAGCUGACAAGGCGACCACCGCCUGGCCUUGCUCUCAUCACCGAAGACUGUCCGUAUGUGUGUCCGGAUUUGAACGCCUGCGUCAACGCCUCGAUCUGGUGCGAUGGAAUCGCCCAGUGCCCUUCGGGUGAGGACGAAUCGUUCACGCACUGUUCGGCGCUGCUGCGACUGCCGGCCGAACUUCUAGCCGGAUUCAGUGUACUGCUGUUCCUGCUGUGUUGCGGCCUGGCAGCUUACGUGUAUCGCAAAAUCAAACGCAACUGCCGGCGGACAUCCAUUCUCCAAACCAGGCUCAAAUCGCUCAGCUCGAUGGAUACGGCCGUGUUCGACGAGAAGGAGGUGAUCUGCUGACAAAGCGACAAUUCUGUGCGAUACGUGGAGAUCGACCGGGUUACCACGGUCUGACCACGUAUCGUACAGAAUUGUCUUCCAACGCGGGCAAUCGCUGGCAACCGCCCAAUGCGCCAGCUCUGCAUCUCCAAACUACUCUCCCUUACGUUCUUUGUAACAAACCAGUUUUAAGGCAGAAAACAAAGCUAGUGAGAAUGACGCUGGUUGUAAGCUGCAAUUUAGCAAAUCCAACCCGAAGGACGAAACAACGGCACCAAGCGCGGCGCCCACCACGGAAAGAUUUCAAAAACGCGUUGUCAAGCCCAAAGGUAUUUUAGGUGAACAGAAGAGACUAAACUGUCAUUUUUGUACUACGUUUUAGUAAUACUCUAAUAACAAAACCAACAAACUGAGAUUCCAAAUAAGCAGUACGGAACGAAAGACGGGAAGUAGACUCAUAUUAGGCGCGAACGUUUUAAGCCAGAGAGCCAAACACCUAAAGCAUAGUACUAAUCAAACAAAGAGGCUACACACACGUCUAUUUCCCCUCUGACUAAUCAUGUAAGAAACACUCACAACAAAACAAUGUUUUCCGAGAAAAUUUUAUGAUAGAGAAAAGCUUUGAACCUUCUGAACGAUGCGAGGCGAGUACGCGGUAAGCGUCGAGGAUAGGGAAACAUUAGGUUGACCUCAUUUCUGGAGGUGUGUCAUUUUCCCUGCCGUGCGUACCCACUAAUACUACGAGCAGUAAUAAACAGACACUAUUCAAAAUCAAAAUGAAUGUAAAACUUAUAUGAAGAAAAAGAGGUUGGUUAAAGCAAAACGUUUUUAGGAAAUAAAUUAGAAAAGGUAUUUAUAAGGUAUAUCUAUUAAAGAGACAAAAAUAGGAAAACGAUUAGCGAAUUUUAAUCACUACCAGAAUACUACUAUCUAAAAAAGAGACAGAAUAAAACAAAUUAAAAAUUAAACGUGAGAUAAAGAACAUUAUGAAUGAAACAAGCUUAGGAAGUUCAGGAUUGUUGAAUUGUUACCUUAUAUCGGUUUUAUAUAAACGGACCAAUAUUUAGAGCAAAGACAGAAUUACGAGAGUGGAUCUGUUUGGAUGUAAAAAAAACAUUUUGAAUGACGUAUCGAGUAUUCCAGCUAAUCUUUAGGAAACCGAAACCGCAAAUCGUUCGAAACAAUCAGUUUUGGUUUGGAGUCUAGUAUAUAUAUAUAUGUUUGCCUGUUCAUUAUUAUACGUGUAUAAAUUUUACGAGUUUUCAACGAUGUUUGUUGUAAAUUCUCACCAAUUCUCACCAAAGACGUGAUGAAAACAAUAGGAAAAACAAAUUGUUCGGAACACAGCUAACGGGUGAAAGCUAGCCAUUGAUAACAACAUUAAACUGCCAGCUGACAUUUACCGUCAUUAAAAUUAGAAUCAAAAGUAACGGCGUGAGCAAUAAGAGGAUGCGUGUGUGUGCGGAUGAAUCAUCGGGGGGCUAUCGAAUGGAAAUCGAUCAGUUAAAUCGUGCAAAAGAAUUCCAAUGUAGGAGAGUUCCUGUAAAUUGGUUGGUAUCCAACACCUGAGAGAGAGGAGCCAGCUCGCAUUUGUUGUGAUCACCCUUAUGUCAGCGCGAACCAGUCACGGUGAAGCAAGGGGAAGUAUUGAAAUAUGUAGAAAAUUUCAACAUAACAUUUUUUCGCAAGACAUUUUAUAUGAAAAUAAUUUUGACGUUGGACUACAUCUUUUAUUUCUAUACUGGGGUGUUCGAAGCUUCGAGAACGAGAGUGUUAUAUUGGAGACACAGGAUUUUGAGCAAUAAACCCGCUUCGCCGGUCGAAAAAAAAUAACCGCUUCAUUCAAAAGAAAAAAUGUCUACGCGUUAUAUGUGUGUUACUUAUUGAUUCAAAAACUUGUUUCAAUAGCCCAAAAAUUGGUUUGAAAGCAAGUUAUUUAAAUCACAAAAAUCUGUAUAUAAGCAGGUGCCAGCUCGGAAAUCCACUCAAUUACAAUUGUACAGCGGUUAGAUCAUUUUGGAACAUUUACUCCUGAAAAAAAGUCACAGGAGGGUUGUAUCCAAGACACGACCGCAUAGUUGACGUAGGAUUCCGUUAGGCUAUCUGCUGCAUGCUGAUUUUGGAUAAAUUGUAAAACUCUUCGAUAAUGAUUUGGGUCCGUUUUGUCUGUUUGUUAGGAAAUGUUUGUUCACUCCACCAGUGUCCAUAACCGAGUGAUAAUGAUAGAAGGAUGGUGAUUAGUCAUUAGAUAGUGCGUAUCACGUACCAAAGCCGCCCUCUGUAUUCCUGGACGAGAUGGCUCCUGUGUAAUGUAUGGAUGAAAAAAAGAAAAAAAAGUAUGGAUGAAAUAAAGAAAACGAAGCAACCAACAUAAAAGUUUCAAAUUUUAAUUUUAUUUAUAUUCCAUCGAGCAUAAGUUCUAUUCAGCUCAUUGAAACAUCAUUCUUCAAUCUACCUAUCGAUAGAUUCUUAUUGGAACGAAAAUAACAAAAACAAACUCGUUCAUCACUCACAACUUAUCCGCCAGCACGUAUGCAAUCAGCAGUGCCCACGCUAGUUACAAUGAGCACUAUCCAUUUGUGCGCGUCGUUAGUUAAACUAUCGACCACGAGGGUAUUUACAUGCUGAUUUCCCCCAGACACCUUGGAUUUGAAAUCUCUGUUAGGGAAUACAUGUCGGUGAGAAUAAAAGCUCCCCCUACUUUCAUGUACCUGCGAUGCCGAUUUCCCCCAGGCAGCUUGGUUUUGAUGUCUCUGUUAGGGACCCGCCGCAUGUGUCGUCAAUUUCGACCUAUCAGAAGUGGGUAUUUCCGUUAGGAUAGGGGUUGAGAUUUUUCAAUUGUUCGAUAGUUAGUUUCAUGACAUAUUUUAUUUUAGUCAAUGUAAAAAGUUGUUAUAGAGUGCCGAAAUUGAAUGACGCAAAAAUCUCAUCAAUCCAUCAUAAAAUGACUGAGCAAUAUAUAUUUGAAAUUGGACAAUUUUUACGGUGCGCUCGAUUUUCGAUUUUCAAUUUGUAUCCCAAUAUGUUCCCGAAAGACGUAAUCCUACGUCAAAACAAACUUGCUGCUGUGAAGAAGGCGACCAGCAAGAAGAAAGCUGCUGCUACUGCUGGUGUGGCUGCCCGAAAGCAAAAGUCAAAUAAAUCCUUAAAAAUCGCUGCAUGCAAGCCGAAAACGCCGAAGCCAUAGAAAUCAACAGCAACUUCGAAAAAAAAACUACCAUCACCACACAUAACGCACAACACGAGAGAAAACAAGAUAGUGUUUUCAGAAAAUCAAAUCCAGUUCUUUUCAGAAAGAGUUUAUCAAAUACUGCGGUCAAAUACAUUCUUUUUGUAAUUUCUUCGAUCAAGUGCGAACAACGUAACAUUACAAUGAAUCUCGAGAAAGACAAUUCAUUCCUGCUCGACACUCGCACAAACAAUGUUCACUCAUCAAUGUCACAAACAGGAAGUGGGGGUUCUGAGGGAGGGCAGAGUGAGCACAACAUUUAUGUUGACUGAUUGGAAGCGACAGCUAUGUUGUCUAUGGGAAAUGGUAUACAAAUUAUAUCACACAUAAAGGGGAGAAAGAAUCUUGACCCUUUUAGUUUUGUGGACAAUAUUAAUUGGUUCACCUUCACUAUCGGUCAAUUCGAUUGGAUCUUCAGUGAUAAUAUUGCACUGCAGGAAUAUUAUGGCAAAGAUGACGAGAGACUGGUAGGAUAAUUCUCAUCUUCAUCCGAAUCGUGAUCACUGCCUGUUAAAAAUGCAGACACAGCAUCCUUUUAUUAUUUCAUCGGACACAAACAAAAUUCCCUCAAAAUGCACCUGAGAGAAAUCAAUGUUACCUCUUUUCAUUGGAAGAUUAGCACUUAUUUUAUAUAUUCCACAUACGUUGCAUAUUCAAAUUGCAUCGGAGAAUAUACAAUCAUCGCCCACAUUGCAAAAAUCGAUUCAUUGAGCUUCCAGCAAUAGGUCAACCUGGAACCAGUGAAGGAAUGAAUGAAAGAAUGAAAGAAUUCGCGAAAACUGGAUGAACGAUCGGAAAAAGUCACAAAUGAGCCAAAAACACCCAUAAAUUCACACAAGAUCUCCACCGACAAACAAAUCAUAAAAAUCAGUUUGCUUCUUAUUUCGGAUAUUGUUUUAGAAAUCAUCGAAAUAAUUCUUUAGGGCAACCAUAUCGAAAUUAUCAAAAUUAAAAAAAAAACCUGUUUGAAUGGGCCGAUGCUGCUGGAAGCCAUGAUGUGGGCUGAGCUGGUACAUCUUUUAUUAUUUCCUACAUGAUCAAUGUUCAAAUUUUUUAUCACCCCAUAUAUUCUUUUUUUUUUUUUAUCUGUAUUAUAGUGACUUUCAACUCAUUUGGCUGGUUCGUCACUUUUUACUUCCAUUUUUGGAAGAAUGUUGGGAGUGAGAAUUGAACUCGUGACCUUUAGCGUGAGAGGCAUGGAUGUUACCACUACGCCAGAUCGCCUCCCCAUAUAUUCCUGUUAGACGCAGUCCUAAGUCAAAAAUCUAAUCGGGGAUAAAACGCACAAAUGUACUCACAAACAAUGGUUCACGUCAAGUUUGAACACUUUUCUCAUCAAUGAAUGACAACAACUUGCUUGAUUGAAAUUGUCAGAUUGGAAUUUUCUUGAUGAGAAUGCGUAAAAAGAAUAAGAAGAAAACAAACUAUCUGUCAUUCAGCUGGCUCCUCUCUCUCAGUCCAACACUAGCUGAAUCUUUUGAUUUACUCUAUCCUCCAUCGCUGCGGGGAUUCGACGGUAUUUCUAGGGACAAUAUUCUGAUCAAUAGACAGCUCAACUUGAAUGAUUAGAAACUUGGGGAAAUGUUCUUAGCAUUGUUCAACGUUUCGGACUUCAAGCCCAACUUUUAACAUCUUCCGUCCUUUUACAAAGUAGCGACUGGUGCGCGCCUAUGAUAACGAAAAAUUCCACAAAGAUAUUGGAUUUAGUUUCGUUAAUCAUGUUUCGAAGAUCCGAAGUGUUUUGAAACCACUUCUUUAAAACUACAGCGUAACUAAAAAAUUCAAUAACAAGUUUCUUUGAAACUCAACAAGAAAAACUUGAGAUAGAAUAACACCUUUGGCUACGAUUCAUUUCCCAAAAAAAGCGGAACAAAGCGUCCUCGCCCACCACCAGUGAGGCUAUAUAAUAUUAGUUGUUGGCAAAGUCAUUUCACCACGAAUGAGACUGGAUGCUCUAGGUGAAAAAAAAAUCUAAAAUAAAAAAAAUUUGAAAAAAUCAAAACAGCAAACGAAAUCUGAAUUCUCAAAUUUUUCAAAAAUUUCAUGUAAAUUCUAUGCAAUUUGAAAAAUUCACAAAUUAAGUUCUAAAAUUUAAAAAAACAAGUUUAAAAAAUACAUAAAAUUCCAAGAAUAACAUUUGAAUAAAACAAAAAAUCAAAAAUUUCAAUUAAAAAAGUAUAAAUAAAUAAUUUGAAUAUAAAAUUGAAAUUUCAAAAAUAAAAUUUUGAA
Messenger RNA from Toxorhynchites rutilus septentrionalis, 10794 nucleotides. RefSeq lists its product as uncharacterized. The record is from RefSeq and is a predicted model, not a curated record. Lineage: Eukaryota; Metazoa; Arthropoda; Insecta; Diptera; Culicidae. The transcript has 18 exons. The coding region runs from base 1443 to 5357 and encodes 1304 amino acids. Gene Ontology annotation, molecular function: protein binding. Gene Ontology annotation, cellular component: plasma membrane.